This is a messenger RNA of Coturnix japonica (Japanese quail), 979 nucleotides long. Its product is annotated as baculoviral IAP repeat-containing protein 5. The record is from RefSeq and is a predicted model, not a curated record. Lineage: Eukaryota; Metazoa; Chordata; Aves; Galliformes; Phasianidae.
CCCCGUUUCCCGCCCUGCCCUUCCCGCCCAACCGCCGCCGUUUGAACAAUGGCGGGCUGUGGGCUGCCCGAGGGAUGGCUGGUCUACCUCGUCUCCACACGCGCCGCCACCUUCCGCAACUGGCCGUUCACCGAGGGCUGCGCCUGCACGCCCGAGCGGAUGGCGGCGGCGGGCUUCGUGCACUGCCCCAGCGAGAACCACCCCGACGUGGUGCAGUGCUUCUUCUGCCUCAAGGAGCUGGAGGGCUGGGAGCCCGACGACGACCCGCUGGAGGAACACAAAAAGCACUCGGCCGGCUGCGCUUUUGCCUCCCUUCAGAAAGAUCCCACUGACCUGACGGUGCAGGAGCUCUUGAAGCUGGAUAAAAAGCGGAUCAAAAACGUCAUUAAAAAAGCCAUUUCUCAGAAGGAGACUGAUAUCGAAGAUGUAGCCAAGGGUGUGCGGCAUGCCAUAGAGAACAUGGGCUCUUAAGCUCCUCUGGUCUCUUCCAGACCGAUAUGCUGUAACACUGCCACACCGUCUGAAUAACUGUUUCUUGGGACCACUUCUGCAACGGCCACGCCUGUGGGAAGCAAAACUGAACUCUUCUUUAUUCACCCGAGUCUGUCUGAGAAGUACGUGGACUUUGGUGCAUUGCAUAGGUUGGCAGCAGGGGUUCUGCUUCCCAUUACUUUGUUUUUAUUUGUUAUUUUUUCAGUUCUGUUUUAUAAACUCAGUUCUUCCCAUUUUGGAAGUGCUGGUAGCUCUGCUGCAGAAACCUGUGAGAGCCAGCAGGCGUUUCUACUUUUGUACUGAAUCCUACCAGUCCUUAGGGAUACUUUUAGAAAUAAAAAGGAUUAAAACUCUGGGGACGUAAGAUUGUGGUGCUUAAUAAUGUCUAGUAAUACCAAACUGUGGUGUACUCAGUAUCCUUACAAGCUUUUGUUAGAGUUGGCUGUUGUCUCAUGUAGAAACAUUUGUAAAUAAAAGUGGAAGGCAA